AUGGAAGAAAAUGAUGAAAAGAAAAAGAGCAAUAAUAAUGAAGAUAAUAUAAUAAAAACAAAAUACAUUGAUAUUUAUUUUGAUAAUGAUGAAGAAAUAAAUAUUCCCAUAAAUAGAGGGAAGAAAAAAAGUUCCGAAGAAGAUGUAAAAGAAUAUAUAAACAGAAUGAAUGAUGAUAAAAAGAAUAUGUUGAUAAUUAACGAUUUUAAAAAUAAAAAAAUUAUAGAUGGAAAAAAUAAAAUUAAGGAACCUUAUAUGAUACAAGAGAAAAAUAAUAAUUCCUAUGAUGAGACCAAAAAGGAUAUGAAUAUUUAUAUUAAUGAACAAAAAAACAUAUAUAACAAAAUACAUUAUAAAAAAAAGAAUAAUAAUAUUGAAAAUAAUAACGAAACUAAUGAUACAUAUAUUAAUAAAGAUAACAAGGAAUAUGAAAUCCCGAUACAUAGAAAUAAAAGUCGUAAUAAGAUUAACAAAAAUGUAACUGAUCAUUUUUAUGGACAUAAGCAAUAUGAUAAUGAACAUAGGGAAUAUGGUGAUGAUGAUUUUAACAAAAAAAUGCAUAUAUUAGAUAUAUUUAAAUAUCAUGACUUUCCUAUGAAUAUGUUUGGAAAAAAAAAAAAUAAAUCCAAAACGAGAGAAAAAAAAUUUGUAGUUGAGUUUGUGGAUACAUAUAAUGAUGAUUAUGUAAAAAAAAAUUUAAACAAUAAUCUUAUUUUUGAAUCUAUAGGAGUAUGUAAAGGUAUAUCCUUUCUACAUAUAAAUAAGAAUAUUAAUAUUAGCUGUAUAGGCUCACAAGAUAAUAAUGCAUUUUAUUUUUAUAAAAUGAUACCAUUUGAAAAAUUAUAUACAAAAGAUACUAUGGAUAAAAUUCUAAGCAAAAAAUAUAAUGGUGCUGUUAUCGAUGAGGGGGCACAAACAAAUGUUUUCAGAAAUAAAAACAAGACAGGAAUGAAUACAAAUGAAAAUAAUAAUAAAAAUAUCAGUAAUAAUAAUAUAUAUGAUGAUCAUAAUAAUAUCUAUAAUUUUUUUUCUAAAAAUUAUAAUAGUCUUAAAAAUUAUUUUUUUAAAAAGAGAAAAAAAGAGAAAAAAACAUUAUAUAAUGAUUUAUAUUUAACUCCCUAUGAAAAGAAUUUAAAAUCAAGUUUAUGUAUAGGUACUCAUAUAUAUUCAAAAGAAAGAGCUGUUAAAAAAUGUUUUGGAUUAUUAAUUGAACAAAAUGUCUAUACGGUUGAUCAACCACAGGAUGAUAAUGCAUCUUCAGUAAAUAAAAACUUGGAAAAUCUUUAUUUUGAUUUCCCCUAUAAUAAAAAUCAAAUCAUUUUUAAACCAGUUUUUUAUCCAUAUAAAAAUGUCGAAAUUAUAAAUAAUUCUUUUCAAAAUUAUAUCAAAAAUAUUAAAUGGGAUAAACUCAAUAAAUUGAAAGAUGCACAAUUUUAUUAUGAUACAAAAAAUAAAAUUUUUAACUUUUCAAAGGAAAUAUAUAUAACAACGAAAUCAGCAAUUAGGCGUUUCGAUUCUCCAGCGGAUUUUAUUAUUCAAACUAGUAACCGAGUGAAAGAUAUAAAUGUGCAAAUGAAAAAAAUAUGCGAGAAGUCUUUCAAUAUUGUUCAUGAUUCCAUUUUGAAGUUAAGCAAAAUGUCUAAAGCUUCUUGA
Messenger RNA from Plasmodium reichenowi, 1653 nucleotides. RefSeq lists its product as hypothetical. Lineage: Eukaryota; Apicomplexa; Aconoidasida; Haemosporida; Plasmodiidae. The transcript is spliced from 2 exons. Bases 1 to 1653 code for a protein of 550 amino acids. The record is from RefSeq and is a predicted model, not a curated record.